AUGAGGCUGGUGGUACCGGAUCUUCAAGAUCUUCGGUGUUGCUCUCUCCCACCUUGCCUCUCGCCCAAGAUCUUUCAACUAGAUCUGGUUUUUCUCUUCCUCGGUUCUUGCGCCGUCGGUCCUUUUCCUUGUGCUUCUAUGGAGUUCGCUUUGUGUGUUGGGUCUUCUCCGGUUCGAUUUGUCCUGUUCUCCCCUGCUGGUGUGUUACAGUCGCUUGCAUCCGACACUACCGUACCCGGAAGAAUCAGAUUGUCUGGCCGGGUUAUGAAGGUUUGGCUUUUGAGUUGCGAGGUAGUUUGUGUGUUUGUCAAGGAGGUUUAUGCUACCGUUGUUUGGCCGAGUGCAUCUCCGGGCCUGACUGGUUUAACCGUUGCGGUUGCGGGUGCGGGAGUUUGCGGAAGCGGGCGGUUGUGA
Microthlaspi erraticum is the source of this 414-nucleotide messenger RNA. The record is from the annotation of a GenBank genome assembly. Lineage: Eukaryota; Viridiplantae; Streptophyta; Magnoliopsida; Brassicales; Brassicaceae.